AGUCUAAGGCAUAGAGUGUAUCAUGUUGAAGAUGAGUGGGUGGCAGCGACAGAGCCAAAAUCAGAGCCGGAACCUGAGGAUAGAGUGUUCCAGAAGGAAGUGUAUCUUCAUACAUCACCACACCUGAAAGCAGAGCCUGAUCCAGCCACAGAGAUGGCAGCUGAGUCACUGCCUUUCUCCUUUGGGACACUGUCCAGCUG
Molecule: messenger RNA, 200 nt
Organism: Physeter macrocephalus (sperm whale)
Lineage: Eukaryota; Metazoa; Chordata; Mammalia; Artiodactyla; Physeteridae
Product: DDIT3 upstream open reading frame protein-like
Exons: 1
Coding region: 23-127 (34 amino acids)
Source: RefSeq, a predicted model, not a curated record